Messenger RNA from Boeremia exigua, 941 nucleotides. RefSeq names its product SGNH hydrolase-type esterase domain-containing protein. The record is from RefSeq and is a predicted model, not a curated record. The transcript is spliced from 5 exons. The coding region runs from base 1 to 849 and encodes 282 amino acids. Gene Ontology annotation, molecular function: hydrolase activity. Lineage: Eukaryota; Fungi; Ascomycota; Dothideomycetes; Pleosporales; Didymellaceae.
AUGAAGCUCCAGUCGACCGUCGCGUGCCUGCUCAGCACACUCUGUGUUGUCGCGGCCAAAGUACCGACGGUGUGGCUCGCAGGCGAUUCGACCACGGCUCCGGACGGAGGCAAAAACGGCACUCAGGGUUGGGGCCAGUACUUGAAGUACUCGUUGGGUGAUCGAGCGUUGGUCAACAACUCUGCGUUUGCAGGACGUUCUGCACGGUCGUUCACGCGCGAAGGCCGCUUCGAGCGCAUUGCUCAGGGCCUGCAGCCAGGCGACUGGGUGGUCAUUGAGUUCGGGAUCAACGAUGCGGGGGCUCCGAAGAACGGAUCCACGAGCACGACUGGGGACAAGGGCCGACCGAGUUGUCCCGGUGAAGGUAAUGAGACCUGCACUGUGGAUUUCAACAACACCACCGAGAUUGUGCAGACGUUUCCUACAUACGUGAAGGCAGCGGCGCAGAAGUAUCUCGACCUGGGAGCUGCAGGUAUAGUCAUUGCUGAGCAGCUGCCGACAAAUGUCUGGGAGUCGGGCAGCUACACGUACAGGUCGCCGGUCUUCGCUUACUACAGCGAGUUGGCUACAAUCGAACUCGGCGGUCCAGCGUCCAAUGUGUUCUUCGUUCAGCAUGGAGCCUACGCCGCACAAGCGCAGAAGUUGCUCGGGAAGGCUGUCGUGGAUACGAACUACCCAAUGGAUCACACGCAUACAGCUCCGUUCUUGGCAGAUGUUCAUAGUCAAGCUUUCGUCCUUGGGUUGAAGUGUGGAACGAGUCCCCUGGCGAACCUGAUCGUCAAUGCAACCGCACGCAUCGAGCAGGAAAGAGGCCCUUGUCUGCCUGCGAAUGCGACUCUGCCGAUUUGAGCAACUACGGUUUGAAAAAUAAGAAAUGUCGUGUUCGUGUAGGUAGUCUGUAGUGUGUGAGUGCGACUGUAAGAUUCGGCGGGUAUGUUCGG